CUGGGCUCAGCUUAGCUGCUGAGCUUAGCCCCAGUGUCAGGGCCCUGAUGUGGCUGGGGCAAUAGCCUGACUUGUCCCCGUGAGUCAGGGCUUGAACCUGACCCUUGCACUGCCAUAGUGGCUGGCUGGUGCUCCGCCCCCUCCCAAGAAGCCAUGCUGGCAAGUGCCCAGAUGGUGGCGGGGAGAUCACCUCCUUGGGGUUUGCAAUUAAGGGGUGGAGAAUCAGGGUUGACCAGGGUUCUCUAAAGCAAGAACCAUAGAAAGGAAUGUGGAUUCAUUUAACAGCGCAAAGACUCAUUCCAGAUAAUGACAUGGACCUGGGAACUCUCCAGAACAACAUCAACAGCACCUUGGAUAAUGCUUAUGAGGACGACCUGGCCUCCGAUCACACGAGGAUGCUUUCUAACGGUGUCCCUCUCAGCAAUGGUGAACAGGGCAAGAUUCUGACCCAGGGUGACGUUGUCAAGCGCUCUCAGCCCCUGUUCAUCCAAGCCAAUAGAAAAAUGGUGGUGGGAGAGCCACGUGCCUUAUCUUUGCCAUCUAUCCCAAAUCCUUUCCCAGAGCUCUGCAGCCCCUCCAACUCACCCAUCCUCAGCAGCAGUUCACUGGGUCCAGGCUCACAGCGAGAAGGUGGCUCUCAUGUGGUGAAGGUCUACAGCGAAGAUGGAACUUGCCGCUCACUGGAAGUCACGGCAGGAACCACGGCUCGCCAUGUCUGUGAGAUGCUGGUGGAGAAGACCCAUGCCUUGCAUGAUGAUUGCUGGUCCCUGGUAGAAGUCUACCAGCACUUGGCUCUAGACCGGAGCCUGGAGGACCAUGAAUCCGUGGUGGAGGUUCAGGCCACAUGGCCUGUGGGUGGUGACAGCAGGUUUGUCUUCCGGAAGAACUAUGCCAAGUAUGUGCUGUUCAAGAACUCACCGCAGUCGCUGUUCCCUGAAGUCAUGAUCUCCAGCUGCCUGGAUGCAUCCAACAAGGGCAUGUCCCACUCCGAACUCGUACAGAAUGUGCUAAAUUCAGGAAGCUGCCCUGAAAUCCAAGGGUUCUUGCACCUGAAGGAAGUUGACCGAAAAGUAUGGAAACGAUUUUACUUUACCCUCCGACGUUCUGGGCUCUAUUAUUCAACGAAAGGCACAUCAAAAGACCCCCGGCAUCUGCGGUAUUGCGCCGACAUCAAUGAAUCCAACAUCUACUACAUCACCCAAGAAAAAAAGCAGUACAGCGCCCCCACUGAAUAUGGUUUCUGCAUCAAGCCAUGCAAGGCACGCAGUGGGGCAAAAGGUUUGAAGCUCUUCUGUUGCGAGGACGAGCAAAGUCGCACAUGCUGGAUGGCUGCCUUCCGUCUCUUUAAGUAUGGCAUACAACUCUACAGGAACUACCAGCAAUGUCAGGCACGGGAGAAGGAAGCAGCCUGGACUGGCACUGCACCCCUGCGCAGUGUGUCCGAUAACACUCUGGUGGCCAUGGACUUCUCAGGUUGCACAGGCCGAGUGAUUGAGAACCCCAACGAGGCAUUGACUGUUGCACUGGAGGAAGCUCAGGCCUGGAGGAAGAAGACAACUCACCGAUACAGCCAGCCCACCCCUUUCCAGAGCUGUCCACUCAGUGCUGCCAUCCACAGAACCCAGCCAUGGUUCCAUGGACACAUUUCUAGAGAAGACACCCAGCGCCUUAUAAUCCAGCAGGGACUGGUGGAUGGGGUGUUCCUGGUGCGGGAGAGCCAGCGCAACCCCAAGGGCUUUGUCUUGUCACUCUGUCACUUGCAGAAGGUGAAGCACUACCUUAUACUUCCGAGCGAGGAAGAGGGACGCCUGUACUACACGAUGGACGAUGGGCAGACUCGCUUUGCUGACCUGAUCCAGCUGGUGGAGUUUCACCAGAUAAACCGUGGCAUCCUGCCUUGCAAGCUGAAGCACUACUGCACAGGUGUGACCUUGUGACAGGCUGUCUCCUUGACUGGUUUGCCCCAUACCUCACCCUAUGGCUGGCUCAGCCCAGCAGUGGGGAGGAGAGCUGGGGAACAGGCCAUUUUCAACUCUGUACUCCUGGAACAACUCCAGACUUUGAACCACUCUAUGCAACUGCAUUUGCCGCAAGUGACCAAGGAAAGACCCAGUGUGAUUCGUCGAUUCAGCUGCCGAUGAAGAAACUUUGAUUUCUUAGCAGAGUUGAGGAUGGAUGUGAGAUAACUGUGCUAGCAUCUUCCUAGAGGAGAGGGACUGUCUUCGUUGGUCUGCAGCUUUUCCUGUGCCCAGCAAGAGGGAAACCUUAUCCAUCUUCAGAGCUGUGUGUCUGCUCCCAUCUCAAGCUUCUAAGAGAUUUUGCUGCUUCCAUUCCUGAAUCCCUACCCACCCCUCUACACUGAUUCCAGAAUUCCAAUAUUUCAGAAGUUGUUUCUGGCAUGUUUCCAAGUUCUUAUUGUUUCAAAGUCUUGAUUGAUCAGAGACAAGUUAGGACAACAUAAAUCUGGGAUGCACAUCGUGGGAACUGAUUUCUCCACAAGCUGCUUUCAGUUCUCUUUAAGAAAAAAAUGUGGGCUUCUGUCUAUGGUAGACAAGGAACGAAUCCCUUUUUUGCUUUCCUUUCUUUUCUGGUAGCUGGCACCCGAGUUUAGUCAAGUGAUGCUGCCCCAUAGGUGGCAGGCUGCAGUGGGGGGGGGGGCGGCUGUCAGACAGGAGCUCGGGAGACUGGUCUGAAGUCUUCCCACAGUAAGAGGAAUAAUUGGGAUGACAGACUGUUUGACCAGAUCAGGGGAAAUUAAUGGGCUGCCUGAGAAUCACCCAGGAAGCCGGGGUAAGCCUGAGAACUCUCUGGGUGGUUCUCCACAAGGAAAUGUAGCAGAGCUCAAGCCCAAGGAACAUUGUUUUCAGCCCCAGUGCCUUCCCACACACACUGGUGCUGUUACAUCUAAGCAUCCAAGCAAGG
This is a messenger RNA of Varanus komodoensis (Komodo dragon), 2922 nucleotides long. It is a transcript of the gene GRB7, whose product is annotated as growth factor receptor bound protein 7. NCBI's taxonomy places the organism in Eukaryota, Metazoa, Chordata, Lepidosauria, Squamata, Varanidae. Gene Ontology annotation, biological process: signal transduction. Bases 267 to 1937 code for a protein of 556 amino acids. The record is from RefSeq and is a predicted model, not a curated record. The transcript is spliced from 15 exons.